AGGCUGUCGCGAUUCAGCAUCGGCAUCUGUGCCGCAGUUGCCGCCGGGCUCCCUCCCCUUGGUGCCGCCAUGGCGCGCGUUGUGUACGAGCCCACGGCGGCAGCUGCAGCCAACCUCGAGGCGCCAGCCACCGAUCUAGAGACUCUCAGCGAAGAUGCCGACGUGGACCGGACAGUACGAGUUCCAGUCGGACGGCUGCUGCUCGGAUGCACCGCGGCCGCGGGCAUGUUGGCUUGCGUCUCCGUGUUGACUGAUUCCCAUCGGCGCGGGUUGGUGGGCAACAGGUCUCCGGACGGGGGCGAUGCUAUCUCCAAGCUGAGCGUCGACCCCGAGGUCGAAGACAGGACCGUUUGGAUCAAGUCUAAAGAGCACGACAACAUGUGUUUGUCCGUCACGGGGGGCGAGAACAAGAAUGGCGUUCCUGCCCAGAUUGAUUUUUGUGACUCCAAGGACACGAGCAUGCAGUUUCUGGUGCCCAAGUCAUCUACUGGCUCCAUCAAGUGGUACACACAUUCGGUGAAAUGUCUUCACUCGUCAGGUGGGGAGUUAAUGUGGUGGGACUGCGACGCCGACAAGGUAGACCAGCAGGUGUUCAGUAUCCCGGAGGGUAGCAGUGGACAUAUUGAACUUGCCAGCUCCUCAAGCUGCAUGGCGGUUCCCACAGGUGGCGGCGACACCACUGGGUUCUUGGAGAUGGGGGAUUGCCAAUCAGUGAAUGCGGAUUUCAUUGUGGAGGAUAUCCCUGGGAUCUGCACGUAUUCUGAGUGGUCUGAUUGGUCCGCGUGCACCGAUAAGUGCGGCGGAGGUGUGUCCGCGCGAUCCAGGGCGGUGGUCGCUCAUCAGGAGUCCGAUGAUGGUGACGAGUGCGACGGCCGCUUCGAAACUCGCAGGUGCAAGGCGCAGAAGUGUGAGGCGGCUGCUUGAUCGCCUAGCCGCAUCCUUCGCGACGGAUCGGCUGACGAAUUUCCGAUGUGACGCUUGGUGGAAGGUCGGAGGAGGAGGAGGAGAAGGAGGACGAGGCGGAGGCGGCUCGCCCCGGCCCCGGCUCGGGGGGCGGCGGAGGCGGCGGGCGAGGCUCUGCUCCGGGGCGCCGCACGGGCCGUGCGGCACCGCCACACGGCGGCCGCAGCGCGGGCUGGAAGAGCGCACGGCCCGCCCCGGCCAGAGGCCGGGGAGCGGACGGGCAGGCGACCAAGAGGGGGCUUCGGGCGAAUCGGCCCGGGCGAAUUCAGAAUUUACGACCUCCUGGCAUGCGCCGGUGCACGAGGCAGGAUCGUAGGCUCCGCGGCCUCGCGGGUGCCGGGCCCCUGGCCCGCGGCCCCGCGGAGGAAGGCCAAAGGACGCCUACCGCAUUGUGAUGAUGCACGGGCUGCCUGGAGCCAUGCAGGAGACGCUGGGCAGCAAAUGUAUCUAGCCACAGCGCGUCUUCACCUCCCGCUGUGCAA
Prorocentrum cordatum is the source of this 1445-nucleotide messenger RNA. NCBI's taxonomy places the organism in Eukaryota, Dinophyceae, Prorocentrales, Prorocentraceae. The record is from the annotation of a GenBank genome assembly.